Owenia fusiformis is the source of this 1299-nucleotide messenger RNA. NCBI's taxonomy places the organism in Eukaryota, Metazoa, Annelida, Polychaeta, Sabellida, Oweniidae. The record is from the annotation of a GenBank genome assembly.
AUGCCCGGUGUAAAUGUAAGUAUCAAAGAUUUCUAACUUCUGACUAUGGUUGUAGCCUCGAUUGUAUUUGGUGUCAAGUUACCAACAAGAAGGUGUGUUAUGCUAUAACUCCACAUAGGCUCACGUGGCAAUCAUGCUCUCUGUGUGAAACAAUGACGUGAAACAAAAGGAAAUAUUUGGAUUAUUUCAAACAAGUGAAGAGAAAGACAUGCCUAGAGAUGGACUCUCAGUUAGGGGGAGUGAAGAUACCAGGCCUUGUCCAUUACGUUAUAUCACAGCAAUAUCUCGCUGUUGGGGAAUCUUAACUGCAAUAGGAUUAUGGGGCAGUACUAUAGAAAUCCUAAGGGAUUUGAGCCAGUUUUUCUAUGUCGGAUGGUAUUUGAUAGCCAUCUCUAUCUUGGUGACAUUUUUUGAGUUGAUGUGGAUAUUAAACAAGUCCGCUUGCUGCGUGGAGGAAGGGACAUGUUGUCUUAUCUGGAAAGGACUUUUGUGGAUAGAUGAAUGGAAGAAAACAUUGCUCUACCUCGCAUUCUCAAUACCUUGCUUCCUAAGGGGACCAGCUGUCCUCAUGGGUAUUGUAUCUGGUCUGUUAUUGAACAUACUAGGAAUAUUUUACCUGGUGAAAUCAUUUCGCGACAGUAAAUGUUGCCAGCGUGAUGUUGAAAUUGAUAUAGAUGGCACUCCAACCAGCCAGACAACCAGCCUCAUGCAGAGUGAGGUUAAUACACAAACUGAUCUGGAACCUUUAGAAUCUCAGCCUAAUUACCCUAAUGAAAAUAGUCCUACACAAGGACAGGAUGAAAAUGUUGCAUCCAGCUUUACACAAACAACAAAUGAUUGAUACAUUGUUUGGUCUCAAGAAUAUUGUUAACAUAUAAAGAGUUUUACUGAGUUAUUACACAUUUAGAAAGUAUUUUAGGGAUCUUGCUUCAAAAGCAAACUGAAAGCAUGUGUUUUCUGUGUCUGCUCAUUUCUUAAGAUACAUGUGAUUUUUUCCAAACCUUAAAUGUGUUAUUGCGUGAUUAGUCAAUAUUUUUUUCCUUCCUUAAGUUUCUUUUUCAUUCUUUCAAGACAUAUUUAGAGAUUUUCACCAAGGAAAGGUUUCGCUCGUUGAUACAAUGCAAUCAACCAGAUGCAGAGAAAGGAAGUCACUGAAAAUGUUCAUAAAUUUCUUAAGUGCGUCAGUACGUUUUUUGAUAUAAUUUGAGCAGUCAUCUUAAAUAACUAUGAUAUUCAUUAUUUCUUCCUCAAGUCCUCGAUGUAUAAAUAUUUGAUUAUGGUACAAUACUAGAAUUCAAC